This is a messenger RNA of Monoraphidium neglectum, 456 nucleotides long. RefSeq lists its product as hypothetical. The record is from RefSeq and is a predicted model, not a curated record. Bases 1 to 456 code for a protein of 151 amino acids. Lineage: Eukaryota; Viridiplantae; Chlorophyta; Chlorophyceae; Sphaeropleales; Selenastraceae. The transcript has 3 exons.
AUGUCCAAGAAGAACAACAAAUCCAUCAAGGCCAGGGCUUACCAGCAUGACUUAGAAAGGGAGCGCCUGGAGCGGGAGCGCCUGGCCAAGCAGGCGGAAAAGAACGAGCGGAGGCAGCAGCGGCGGGAAGAGCGCGCGGUGGCGAGCGGUGGCGUGGCCAAGAAGACGAAGAAGAAGGCGUUCCGCAUCCGCAAGGGCGUGCAAAUCAAGGGCAUCAAGGUCACUGACUCUGACAGCAAGAAGAAGCUGCUGAAGCUGCUCAAGGCCGAGCAGGCCGCCAAGAUGGUGGGCAUGGAGGGCCCGGGCGCGAAGAGCGGCAGCGGCAGCAGCGUCAAGAAGGCAAAGGGCUCAAAGAGCUCAAAGGACGGAAAGGAUUCAAAGGAUAAGAAGCGGCCGAAGGCCAAAGCGGCGGCAAAGAAGGCCAAGCCGGCCAAGCCCUCGGCGAUGGAGACGUGA